GCGGGCUGUGACUGCCACAAACGGGGCAACAUAAGACUCAGAAAUGUCCAACAAAGAGAAGCUACAGUGUCUGAAAGAUUUUCACAAGGACAUUUUGAAACCUUCCCCAGGAAAGAGCCCUGGAACUCGACCAGAGGACGAAGCUGAUGGUAAACCCCCUCAACGGGAAAAAUGGGCUAGUAAGAUUGACUUUUUGCUGUCCGUGGCCGGAGGCUUCAUUGGUCUUGGGAAUGUUUGGAGAUUUCCGUAUCUCUGCUACAAGAACGGUGGAGGUGCGUUCCUUAUCCCAUACUUUAUCUUUCUGUUCGGGGGUGGCUUGCCUGUGUUCUUCCUGGAGGUUGCUUUAGGUCAGUUCACAUCUGAAGGAGGAAUCACUUGUUGGGAAAAGAUCUGCCCCAUCUUUACAGGAAUCGGCUAUGCUUCCAUCGUUAUUGUGUCUCUCCUGAACGUGUACUAUAUCGUGAUCCUGGCAUGGGGAGUCUAUUACUUGUUUCAGUCAUUCCAAAGUCAACUGCCGUGGGCUCUCUGCCACCAGUUGUGGAACACCGAGACCUGCGUGGAGGACACUUACAGGAAGAACAAAACCAUGUGGAUGGCGCUGAACUCCACAAACUUCACCUCUCCCGUGACAGAAUUCUGGGAGCACAAAGUUCUUAGCUUAUCAAAGGGAAUUGAUGAUGUUGGUAUAGUGAAAUGGGAUCUGGCUCUGUGUCUGCUUCUCACCUGGGUUAUCUGCUUCUUCUGUAUCUGGAAAGGCGUUCGAUCCACAGGGAAGGUGGUAUAUUUUACUGCCACGUUUCCGUUCAUCAUGCUGAUUGUCCUCCUGAUUCGGGGGGUCACCUUGCCCGGAGCCGCAGAGGGAAUCAAAUUCUACUUGUACCCAAACAUUACUCGUCUGGGGGACCCUCAGGUAUGGAUUGACGCCGGCACUCAAAUUUUCUUCUCCUAUGCCAUCUGUCUUGGGGCCAUGACAUCCUUGGGCAGCUACAACAAGUUUAAAUACAACUGUUAUAGGGACUGUUUGCUGCUGGGAUGCCUCAACAGUGGUACCAGUUUUGUGUCUGGCUUCGCAAUUUUUUCCAUCCUGGGCUUCAUGGCACAAGAGCAAGGGGUGGACAUUGCAGAUGUGGCUGAGUCAGGUCCCGGCCUGGCUUUCAUUGCCUACCCAAAAGCCGUGUCGAUGAUGCCUCUCCCCACCUUCUGGGCCAUCCUGUUCUUUAUUAUGCUUCUGCUGCUUGGACUAGAUAGCCAGUUUGUUGAAGUUGAAGGACAGAUCACAUCUUUAGUUGAUCUGUACCCAUCCUUCCUACGGAAGGGUUAUCGACGAGAGGUCUUCAUCGCUAUAGUGUGCUUCCUCAGCUAUCUUCUGGGGCUAACCAUGGUCACUGAAGGUGGCAUGUACGUGUUUCAACUCUUUGACUACUAUGCAGCUAGCGGAGUUUGCCUCCUUUGGGUUGCAUUCUUUGAAUGUAUUGCCGUAGCCUGGGUUUAUGGCGCUGAUAAAUUUUAUGACAACAUUGAGGACAUGAUCGGGUACAGACCAGGUCCAUGGAUGAAAUGGAGCUGGUGUGUGGUCACCCCACUGCUCUGCGUGGGCUGCUUUAUAUUUUCUUUAGCCAAAUAUACCCCUCUCACCUACAACAAGUACUACACGUACCCUGACUGGGCCAUUGGGCUGGGGUGGGUUCUGGCCCUGUCAUCCAUGGUCUGCAUACCAUUGGUUGUUGUCUUACGGAUUGUGCAAUCAGAGGGCUCCUUGAUCGAGAGAAUCAAGUCAGUCACAGCUCCGAAAGAUAUAAAUCGCUGGGCCACAGACGCAGAAGGAUCCACACCUUUCUGUGCGAAUGGAGGCCACCUGAAGCCAACCCAUGUUAUUGUAGAGACCAUGAUGUGACCAUACGCUCGGUCUCCUUGCUUUCAAGGAAGGAAGGAGACCCGUAAAACACACUGUUUACUAACACCAUCCUUAGAUCCAGGUUAAUGGAGAUCUCUAUUUGCACUAGAAUUCAACUGUUCAGCUCUUGUAGAGAAAUCUGUAUAAUAAUUGUGUACGCGAGUGCGUAUUUUGUAAUAUUUUGUAACAAUUCCUAAUGUCUUUGCACAGAUUCUCAUAUCUUGACAUUUUAACCGUUGGAUUUAUAAAUAUAUAUAUAUCACUAUAUAUAUUAAUCUUCUGUACCUCUUGGAUCCAGGUGCUGUCAGGCCCCAGUUUAUAGGCUUUUCUCUAAAUAAUAACUUUGUAGUUGGCAUAAAGCCUUGUGUUUUGGAGAACUUUGCAACAUUGUGACAGUUUUGGUCAAUUUUUAAUUGAAAAGAAAAAGAA
Molecule: messenger RNA, 2323 nt
Organism: Spea bombifrons (plains spadefoot toad)
Lineage: Eukaryota; Metazoa; Chordata; Amphibia; Anura; Pelobatidae
Gene: SLC6A6
Product: solute carrier family 6 member 6
Exons: 14
Coding region: 44-1894 (616 amino acids)
Biological process (GO): neurotransmitter transport; sodium ion transmembrane transport; taurine transmembrane transport
Cellular component (GO): plasma membrane
Molecular function (GO): taurine:sodium symporter activity
Source: RefSeq, a predicted model, not a curated record